This is a messenger RNA of Aspergillus aculeatinus CBS 121060, 2495 nucleotides long. RefSeq names its product ZZ type zinc finger domain protein. Bases 204 to 2324 code for a protein of 706 amino acids. Gene Ontology annotation, molecular function: zinc ion binding. Lineage: Eukaryota; Fungi; Ascomycota; Eurotiomycetes; Eurotiales; Aspergillaceae. The record is from RefSeq and is a predicted model, not a curated record. The transcript has 3 exons.
CUUGGCUCUAGCUCCGCCAACUGCUUAGUGUGCCGGACGACGUGAACGUGAUUUUUGAGCGGUACUCGGACAGUGCCGGCAACUAUGUGCACCUGGACAGCCAGAACCCGGCCGUUUACAAACAACUCUACCGGGCAGCCAAAGCGAAACUCAAGCUGCGAAUCAAGGCCACUACUGCCGAUGAGAUUGCUUCCCAACCCCCUAUGGAGGAAGGAUCGUCUGAACAGCAGACUGCCUCUCGAUAUAGCUACCUAGAAACUGUCUUGGGUUCCCCCCUCCCUGAAUCUCAGGCUGAAGUUGUGCCUACUACGGCGUCCGCAUCAGCCACCGACCUGGUUGACAAUGUGGCUUGUCCCAUCCCAGCAGAGACUCAAUCUGCUCACUGGGAGACUAAGCCUUCUCCACCACCGAACUUCCGUGACUUCGUGUUCGACGGUUCCCACUUCCCGGUCGUGUCCCAUGCCUCUCCCAGCGGAGUAUUCUGCAUCGAUUGCAAUCGCUGUGGUUUGUCCAUUCCGAACGAACACUAUCACUGCAGCAUUUGCGAUAACGGGGAUUAUGAUCUCUGCCCUCAAUGCGUGAACAGCGGAGCGACCUGUCUCAAUGAAGAGCACUGGUUGAUUAGACGGGUCGUCAAAGACGGCCAAGUCACCAACAGUACCACCGAGACGAUUCCUCCCCGCAAGGUCGCAAUUGAGGACGCCAAAGAGGCGCCUACGGUGUCGACUCCCGAACCAGUCCGCGAGCCCUCUCCCAAACCCGCCCCAGCUUCGGCUCCACCUUCAGCUCCGGCCGCGCCAGAGCCCAAUAGUCUGCGUAUCUGUAAUGACUGUCUCAAAGAACAUGAAGAGAGCAAGAUGGUCUCGUGUGCUGACUGUGAUGACUACGAUCUCUGUAUCACCUGCCUCCUCAAGGACUCGCAUGGUCAUCAUCCCGCCCACACAUUCGCUCUGGUUGAGGACCGCCAGUUCGCUUUGAAGAGUAUCGUCCAGUCGCGUUGCAACCCAGGGCGUCAUCAUCACCAUGCGGCAAUCUGUGAUGGAUGCGAGAAGCGUAUCGUUGGUGUCCGCCACAAGUGCUUGACCUGCCCGGACUGGGACUACUGCACCGAAUGCUACGAGAAGGUCCCUCAGCAACACCCCGGUCAUCGGUUCGCACCCCUUUAUGAUACGAUCGCUGAGCCUUUGAUCAACCACGAGGUGCACUACGGUAUCUACUGUGACGGUCCUCUGUGUCGGACCAAGUCCUGUCCCACAUUCAUCACUGGUACUAGGUACAAGUGUUCCGUGUGCCAUGAUACCGAUUUCUGCGCCAGUUGCGAGGUUCACCCGACAAACACGCAUAAUCGAACCCACCCAUUGCUCAUGCUCAAGACCCCCGUGCGCGACGUCCGGGUCAGCACCUUCGAUAGAUCCGAGCAAGGCGUGACCAUGAUCGGUGACCGCCUGGAAAAGUCUCUCUCAACUGAAUCCGCCACUCUUGGUGAACCUGAGCAGACGGUCCAGGAAGCGUCCGAAGCAGCCAAAGAGGCCGUUGAGGAGCCGGCUCCCGUGGAGCAAGCCAGCCCUACUGUGGACACGACCCCAGCCCCAGCUGAACAGACUGAACAGAACCUAGCUGUGGACCCCGCCUCUGGGUACCAAGCUUUCUUCAUUCGUGACACAAUCCCCGAUGACACGGCCAUGGCUCCCAACACUCCUUUCCAGCAAACAUGGACACUCUUCAACCCGGGUCCUUUGGCGUGGCCUGCCGGGACGGAUGUGCAGUUUGUAGGUGGCGAUUCAAUGUUCAAUGUGGACACCAACCACCCAUUGAGCCUCAACUCCAUCGCCGCCGCCAUGGAGAGCAACAAGUUGAGCCAGCCUUUGGAGCCCGGUCAGAGUGCCGACUUCACGGUGACCCUCAAGACACCUAGCCGUCUAGGCACUGCCAUUUCCUAUUGGCGACUCAAGCUUCCUAGCGGCAUGCCAUUUGGCCACCGUUUGUGGUGUGAUAUUCAAGUGCGCAACGUGAACCCGGUGGCUGAGACCCCCUCGCCGUCCGAGGAUGUCCAAGCGGCACCCGCUGUGGAAGCUGAUCAGCCUGAGCCUACGGGUAGUCAGAUGAUCUUUCCCAAGUUGGAGAAGGAGUCUCCGGAGUCGAGCACGCACGAAGCUGCAAUUACGGCACCCUCGGUGUCCUACCGCUCGGAGCAGGAUGUUCUGGAUGACAUGGACAGUCUGACCUUGGAUGAUGAGACGGACGUUGGUCUCUUGACAGACGAGGAGUACGACAUCCUGGAUGCCAGUGAUCAAGAGUACCUUGAGGCCAAGUCCCAGCAUUAGUGGAGUGGCUUGGUUCACGACAGGGACUCUUCAUAGCACGGACUUUCUGGGUUGUGGAUGGAGUUACUUAGCGAUGACAGAAAGUGGGGACAGUGCUUCUGGGGUGCUUUUUGGGUUUUAUGUUUCUAUUUCCUUGCUUUCUCUUCUGACGUAGCUAAAUCCGGGGCUCUG